Molecule: messenger RNA, 1367 nt
Organism: Pyricularia oryzae 70-15
Lineage: Eukaryota; Fungi; Ascomycota; Sordariomycetes; Magnaporthales; Pyriculariaceae
Exons: 2
Coding region: 163-927 (254 amino acids)
Source: RefSeq, a predicted model, not a curated record
CAACAACGAAGCCACCCAGCCAAUCCGUAUUUGGUUAUCCUAGGGUACGUACAGUUUGAUCCGAUUUCUCGUAUGAUCAAUUGAACCUGUGCCAUUCUCAAUCAGAAGCCAGGCCUCGACGUCCAUCCCAUCCUACUCUGAAUCGACAUUACUUCCAACGUCAUGGCAUCUUCCCUUGACGUCAACAACGCCCGAUUCAACGCUGAGGCGGCCGAGUGGGACAACAAUGUCAAGCACGUCGAGUCAACACAGAAAGCCCUUGACGCAAUCAGCCGUCACAUUCCCGCCUUUGCAGACGGCAACGCCAAAGAUCUCGACGUCCUCGAAAUCGGCUGCGGGACGGGUCUUCUCUCGUUUCUGCUAGCCCCGCACGUCCGCACCCUGAUCGGCGUCGACACGGCCUCGGGCAUGCUAUCCGGCUUCGACGCCAAGCUAGCCGCGCUACCAGACCGGGCGGCCGCCAACCUGACCAGCGUCAACGUCCUGCUGCAAGACCCGGACGACGCCGCGCUGCAAAAAGCCGCCGCGGAUCUCGACUCCCGCAUUGCGGGCUCGACGGCAGCUUCUCGACCGCGCCGCUUCGACCUGAUCGUGUCGCACCUGACGCUGCACCACAUCCCGUCCAUGCCCGAGAUCUUCGCCACGCUGGCCGCCUGCCUCAAGCCGGGCGGCCGGGUCGCGCUGACCGACUACGAGGACUACGGCGACGAGGCGAUCGCAUUCCACCCCGUCACCAAGCGCGAGGGGGUCGAGAGGCACGGGAUCCGCAGGGCCGAGGUCGUUGGGGCGAUGCGCGGGGCCGGGCUGGUGGACGUGGGCGUCGAGGAGGCGUUUGUGCUUCGCAAGGAGGUCGAGGCGGAGGGCGGGAAACCGGCAAGGGAGAUGGAUUUUCCAUUUCUGAUCAUGCUGGGCAAGAAAAAGGAGUAAACAAAGUCGCAAAACGGAGAAAAUGGGAUGACCAAGAAAUAAACUGGGCUGCGCCGUCUCGGGAGUUUACUGCACUGUGUUUGGCAGGCUGGGGGACGGGACAACAGAGAUCAUAAUGAUCGUCGAUUAUAGAUCGCGCAUGGUGUGGGUCCCGCCCAGGGAGGCGAGUGUCUCGGAAUCAUUUUUUUCCAGCAGGGAUGAUGCAUUAUUGUUCCAAGACAUGAGGAAACAGGGGCGAGUCACCAAAAAAUUUCAACUGAUCAGCUUUUUGCUUGGCGGAAGCCAUGCUCCGUUUUAUUGAGUGCCCUGGUAUCGUGAAAUGUAAAAAUACAAAAAGAAAGAUCAACAGAGCCCAUCCUAUCAAAGGUAAGGGAUGCGAUAUAGAAGAAGGGAAAGAAAAUGAAUGACAAGCAGGAAACACUGCCCAUAGACGGGCGAUC